Marchantia polymorpha subsp. ruderalis is the source of this 494-nucleotide messenger RNA. Lineage: Eukaryota; Viridiplantae; Streptophyta; Marchantiopsida; Marchantiales; Marchantiaceae. The record is from the annotation of a GenBank genome assembly.
UUCUAUUAUUAAGUACGGCUAGUACUAUGGUUAUGUGUUUGGAUUAUUUCAAACAGGAGAGUUUGAAUGCUUUUGAAUCUAUUGUAUUAAUUUUACUUUCUACUUGCAGUAUGCUUUUUAUGAUCUCGGCUUAUGAUUUAAUUGCCAUGUAUUUAGCUAUUGAGCUUCAAAGUUUAUGUUUUUAUGUGAUCGCAACAUCAAAAAGAGACUCUGAAUUUUCCACAGAAGCCGGCUUAGAAUAUUUUAUUUUAGGUGCUUUCUCCUCUGGAAUAUUAUUGUUUGGUUGUUCUAUGAUUUAUGGGUUUACUGGAGUUACCAACUUUGAGGAAUUAGCUAAGAUUUCCACUGGAUAUGAAAUCACUUUGUUCGGUGCUCAAUCUAGUGGUAUCUUUAUUGGAAUUUUAUUUAUCGCUGUAGGUUUUUUAUUUAAGAUCACUGCAGUUCCUUUUCGGGCGGCCGGGCCCAAAAACUUAUCAGUUUUUGGAAAAAUAUAG